AUGGCGUCAACCAAACCCUUACAAUGUCCAGCCCUAGCCGGACUAAACGCCUUCACUCGCCCUCUAACCGCCACAGACCUCAAGUCUUGCGUAACAGUUGAAAGCGCAUUCUUCUUAUACCGGCUCAACCGAACCCCGGAACUCUGCCUCGGCCUCUUUAUAAAAACAGAUAACACGGAACAACUCAUUGCCAACGUUAUCGGGAUUCGAUCCCUCUCGACAACAAUAACCGAAGGCUCUAUGAAGAUGCCCAGUAACUGGCAGUCUCACUCCCCCUACGACCCUGUAAUAAUAGAUGGAGAGGUCAUUCGCAAUGAUCCGCGGGGUACUAAUAUCGCCGUUCAUUCGGUUGCAGUUCUACCUGCGUAUCAAGGGACGGGGGUGGGAAAUUAUCUUGUUAAGGAGUAUGUGGAGUAUAUCCGGAAUGCGAAAAUAGAGGCAGAUCGAAUUGUGUUGAUAUGUCAUGACUAUCUGAUCCGGUUCUAUGAGAGUGCGGGAUUUGUGAAUCGGGGGCUGAGUCGGUGUCAGUUUGCCGGUGGGGGGUGGGUUGAUAUGGUGCUGGAGCUUUGA
This is a messenger RNA of Aspergillus nomiae NRRL 13137, 570 nucleotides long. RefSeq lists its product as uncharacterized. Gene Ontology annotation, molecular function: aralkylamine N-acetyltransferase activity. The transcript is spliced from 3 exons. NCBI's taxonomy places the organism in Eukaryota, Fungi, Ascomycota, Eurotiomycetes, Eurotiales, Aspergillaceae. The record is from RefSeq and is a predicted model, not a curated record. Bases 1 to 570 code for a protein of 189 amino acids. Gene Ontology annotation, cellular component: cytoplasm.